Molecule: messenger RNA, 1512 nt
Organism: Pediculus humanus corporis (human body louse)
Lineage: Eukaryota; Metazoa; Arthropoda; Insecta; Psocodea; Pediculidae
Product: sialin, putative
Exons: 8
Coding region: 1-1512 (503 amino acids)
Biological process (GO): monoatomic anion transport; transmembrane transport
Molecular function (GO): transmembrane transporter activity
Source: RefSeq, a predicted model, not a curated record
AUGAGUUCACGAUGUUUCGGUGCAAGAUACAUAACGACUUUCAUGUUGUUUCUCGGCAUGUCGAAUGCUUACGUCAUGCGUACCAACAUGUCUGUGGCAAUUGUUGCAAUGGUUAAUCAUUCGGCUUUACCGGUACACGAAAAAAUAUACGACAAUGAAUGUUUCGAUUACGGAAAAGGAAAUUUGACGAAUUUAACAUCCCCUUCACCGAACACCGAGGAAGAAAUUAUAGGUAAUGGUAAAUACGUAUGGGAUUCAACAAUUCAAGGUUACGUCCUAUCGUCUUUUUUUUACGGUUACGUCAUAACUCAAAUACCUUUUGGUAUAUUGGCAAAAAAAUAUGGUGCCAAAUGGUUUUUAGGAAUCGGUAUGUUGGUCAAUUCGGUUUUUGCAUUUUUAGUACCCAUAUCAGCUGAUUUAGGAAUCGGAUGGUUGAUAAUUUGUAGAUUUGUUCAGGGUCUCGGAGAGGGUCCGAUCGUACCUUGCACACACGCUCUUCUUGCCAAAUGGAUACCACCUAACGAAAGGAGCAGAAUGGGAGCUUUCGUAUAUGCCGGUGCACAAUUUGGUACUGUCAUAUCGAUGCCAUUGAGCGGUCUUCUUGCCGAAUAUGGUUUUUCCGGUGGAUGGCCAUCUAUUUUUUACGUUUUCGGAAUUAUCGGUACCGUUUGGUGUUUGGCAUUUUUUUUCACUGUUUACGAAGAUCCUGAAAGUCAUCCGAAAAUAUCAGAUCAGGAAAGAAAAUAUAUAGUUAAUUCAUUAUGGGGAGCAGAAGGAGUCACCUCGACUUCGGUUCCAUGGAAGGAUAUUUUUACGUCAAUUCCCUUUUGGGCCAUUGCUGUAGCUCAUGUUGGACAAAAUUACGGUUACGAAACUUUGAUGACCGAACUUCCAACUUUUAUGAAACAAGUUCUUCAUUUCGACAUAAAAUCCAACGGUACGCUGUCUGCUUUGCCUUAUCUUGCCAUGUGGAUAUUUUCAAUGGCCGUCAGUCACGUCGUAGAUUGGAUGAUAUCGAGCGGAAGGUUCUCGCAUACCACGACGAGAAAAAUAAUCAACACAAUCGGACAAUUUUGUCCGGCUAUCGCAUUGAUUGCCGCAUCGUAUACCGGUUGUAAUCCUCCAUUGACGGUUGCUUUACUAACAAUCGGAGUGGGAUUAAAUGGCGGAAUUUAUUCAGGGUUCAAAGUCAAUCACUUAGACAUAUCACCGAGAUUUGCUAGCAUAUUAAUGAGUUUUACUAAUUGUUUAGCUAAUUUAGCCGGAUUGUUGGCACCGAUAACGGCAGGCCACAUAAUACACGGAAAGCCGACUCAAGCUCAAUGGAGGAUAGUUUUUUUUAUAGCUGCUGGAAUUUACGUGGCUUGCGGUUCCGUUUAUUUAUUAUUUUCAUCUGGUAAAAGGCAAAAAUGGGAUGAUCCUUCAAUGGAUAAAAUCAACGAGGAAAAAAAAUCUAAAAAAAAUGGAUUAAAACUUGCCAACGGUGAUAAUACGGAAGAAACGGGUCAAUGA